AUGCAGCCCUUCAAAUGUGAAAUAGUUCUCAAUGUGGUCAUCACAACACAAAGAUUGCCCACCCUGCUCUAUAAACCAGCAUCUGCAACAACACCUCACAACAACAACAAUAAUCCACUUUACCAUCCACUUCGCGAGUAUUGUCGUUGGGAAACGGCAAACGUGACAUGUCCGAGUGCUCACCUGGCGGUCAUCCGGUCAGCUUACUACGGCCGAAUGAGAAACAACAGAUGCACAGAGACUGAGGUGUAUGUCGGAUGCUCCUACGAUGCACUUGCUGAGCUUGACUUUAUGUGCUCUGGUCGACCCCAAUGUUCGGUAACCGUACCAGUUCAGGAUCUGCAUGAGAAACAGCCCUGUCCCAAAGACAUGCUCACCCAUCUAGAACUGGAGUAUGAAUGCGUGCCAGACAUGCUGGACAUGCACAGUGUCCGGUUGGCACUCCACAACUGGUCAUCAUCUGGAAGGCGCGAAUCUUCUGAUCGGACGAAUCAAUAUUUGAUAUUCAACAAACAAACAGAGACAAAUAAAGAAAGCGAAAUGAAAUAA
This is a messenger RNA of Helobdella robusta, 549 nucleotides long. RefSeq lists its product as hypothetical. The transcript has 4 exons. Gene Ontology annotation, molecular function: carbohydrate binding. Lineage: Eukaryota; Metazoa; Annelida; Clitellata; Rhynchobdellida; Glossiphoniidae. Bases 1 to 549 code for a protein of 182 amino acids. The record is from RefSeq and is a predicted model, not a curated record.